Molecule: messenger RNA, 978 nt
Organism: Aethina tumida (small hive beetle)
Lineage: Eukaryota; Metazoa; Arthropoda; Insecta; Coleoptera; Nitidulidae
Gene: Tmem18
Product: transmembrane protein 18
Exons: 4
Coding region: 99-548 (149 amino acids)
Cellular component (GO): nuclear membrane
Source: RefSeq, a predicted model, not a curated record
AUUGACACAAAUGUCAAAUAGAAAAACAAAUUUCUUUCGUGUAAACGGUAUGUAAGUUGGUGUUAUCAAAACAUUGACAGUAAAUAUAUAAGAUCAGUAUGAUUCAAACAGAUUUUGUGGAAAUCAAUCAAAUAACUGGAUUCUUUACUUUUUUAUGGAGCAUUGAUUGGCAAGAUCCAUGGUUAAUAGGAUUAUUUGCAUUUCACAUAUCUAUAUUUAUGAUGGCAAUAUUUACUAGGAAUUAUGGCAAUUUUCAGGCUCUGCUCUUCUUCUUUUUAUUGUUGCUUGUCUACUUUUCUGAGAGUAUUAACGAACUAGCAUCAACCAAUUGGAAAAUAUUUUCCAGGCAGCAGUACUUUGAUAGUAAUGGCCUAUUUAUAUCAGUAGUUUUUUCAAUACCUAUAUUAUUGAAUUGCAUACUUAUGGUGGGUUCAUGGCUCUAUCAAUCAACCCAAUUAAUGACAAAUUUAAAAAUUGCCCAACUAAAGGAAAAAAAGAGAAAGGAAGAGCAACUUGAAAAGGAAAGAACGAAAAAUAAGGAUGACUGAUUUUUUUAACACAGAUAAAGUUGUAUUUGCUUUUAUUUUUCCUCAAAAUUUUUAUAUAGAAUUUUGGUUCAUAUUAAAUUGGGCCAAUAUAUAAGAAAGUUACCUUUUAGAUUGUCACUUGAAAAAUGAUUGCAUAGAGUUAAAUCUAGCUAGUCAAAAUUGCGCUUCUGUGGACACAUUUAUUAUGCAUUUCUUUAAUACUUAUUGACACUCUUAUAUUCUUAGGUAAUGCGGUGUAAAUACAGUGUAUAUAAUUUUAUAGUAACCAUAUAGAUCAUCAAAUCAAAUGUGUGCUACUCCGUUAUGAAAUGUUGAGUCAUUAACUAUACCUUUAUUAUAAGAAAUAUUUUGUAUAUGAUGUAUCAGAAUUAACUGAAUUUCUUAAAUAUUGUAUUAAGACUGAUGAAUAUAGAUGCUUUUUAUUAAAAAU